This is a messenger RNA of Sphenostylis stenocarpa, 654 nucleotides long. The record is from the annotation of a GenBank genome assembly. NCBI's taxonomy places the organism in Eukaryota, Viridiplantae, Streptophyta, Magnoliopsida, Fabales, Fabaceae.
AUGGAGAAUAGCAUCCCUGAUCCAGUUGAGUUCAUGAAGCCAAUGGCCUCCUUUCUCAUACGCCACUAUUCCGACCAGCUCCACUCCAUUGUUUCUUCUCCCGAUUCCAACCUUCACUUCCCUCUUUUCGUCGAUUUUGCAGAGUUGAUGGAGAAGGAACCUCGCGUUGCUGGUCUCCUCUUUGCUCAACCCAAUACCUAUUUGCCAGUAUUCGAUGCUGCUGCUAUUUGGGCCCAUCAAGCCGUAUUGGUGGAUGAUAUGGAGGAGGGUAAGAAAGGGUUUGAGAAAAAGUUCAUUCAUGUUCGUAUUAACACCAUUGGCUCAGCUCUUGAAUUCCCUGGUCUGAUUUUGCUCUCUACUUGUUUGUUUCAAUACCCCUUACGGAUCUUCUCCUCCAAUGAUGAUUCAUUCCACCAUGGAAUUCUUCUCACUCUCAAGGGGAUAGUGAUCAGGUCCGGAGCAAUCAAGAUGCAUGAAGGGGAGAGGAAGUACAUUGUCUUGGUGGAAACCCUUGCUUCCCACUUUGGCUGUGCAACACUGCAGCCAUUUCUCUUGUUGGCUGGGAGCUUUUCGGUCGAGUUCUCCAAGAGUAUUAUUAGAAAGCAUCGGAACCAAUGGUUUCCUGUGUUGCCUCUGAGUCACAAAUCCCUAUAA